Molecule: messenger RNA, 2402 nt
Organism: Lepus europaeus (European hare)
Lineage: Eukaryota; Metazoa; Chordata; Mammalia; Lagomorpha; Leporidae
Gene: CEP55
Product: centrosomal protein 55
Exons: 9
Coding region: 128-1519 (463 amino acids)
Biological process (GO): mitotic cytokinesis; regulation of phosphatidylinositol 3-kinase/protein kinase B signal transduction
Source: RefSeq, a predicted model, not a curated record
ACCGCGGCGCGGGACUGCAUCUCUGUCUGCGCUGAGCCGGGCGCCUGUGGCUGGCACCGGCGGGGCGCUGAGCUCACGGCCGCCGUCUCUUCAGCUCCUCCUUUCGACCCCGCGACUAUUUCAGAAGAUGUCUUCCAGAAGUCCCAAAGAUUUAAUUAAAAGUAAGUGGGGCUCAAAGCCUAGUACCUCCAAAUCAGAAACUGCACUAGAGAGGUUUAAAGGAGAGAUUGCAGCCUUGAAAACAUCAGUGGAUGAGAUCACAAGUGGAAAAGGAAAACUGAAUGAUAAAGAUAGACACAGACUUUUGGAGAAAAUUCGAGGCCUUGAAGCUGAGAGAGAGAAGAAUGCUUAUCACCUCACAGAGAAGGACAAAGAAAUACAGCGACUCAGAGACCAGCUGAAGUCCAGAUACAGUACCACUGCAUUGCUUGAACAGCUGGAAGAGAAAACAAAGGAAGGUGAAAGGAGAGAGCAGUUGUUGAAAUCCUUAUCUGAAGAGACAGAUGUUUUGAAGAAGCAGUUGUCUGCUACAACAGCAAGACUUGCUGAACUUGAAAGCAAAGCCAGUACACUUCGUUUAUCCCAGACUAUGGCUGCAAGCUGUUUUAAUUCUUCAAUGAGUAAUAUUCAUGAAAUGGAAGUACAGCUACAAGAUGCUUUGGAGAAAAAUCAGCAGUGGCUUGUAUAUGAUCAGCAGCGCGAGGUCUAUGUCAAAGGACUUUUAGCAAAGAUCUUUGAAUUGGAAAAGAAAACGGAAACAGCUGCUCAUUCACUCCCACAGCAGACAAAAAAGACUGAAUCAGAAGGUUAUCUUCAAGAGGAGAAGCAAAAAUAUUAUAGCCAUCUCUUAGCAAAUGCAAGAAAAGAUCUUGAAGUUGAACGACAAACCAUAACUCAGUUAAGUUUAGAGCUUAGUGAAUUUCGAAGAAAAUAUGAAGAAACUCAAAAAGAAGUUCAAGAAUUAAAUCAGCUGUUGUGUACACAGAGAAAGGCAGAUGUCCAACAUCUGGAAGAUGAUAGACAUAAAACAGAGAAAAUACAAAGACUCAAGGAAGAGAAUGACAUUGCAAGGGAAAAGCUUGAAGAAGAGAAGAAGAGAUCUGAAGAACUCUUAUCUCAGGUCCAGUUCCUUUAUACAUCUCUGCUAAAACAGCAAGAGGAACAAACACGGGUAGCUCUGCUGGAACAACAGAUGCAGGCAUGUACUCUAGACUUUGAAAAUGAAAAACUUGAUCGUCAAAAUAUGCAGCAUCAGUUGCAUGUAAUUCUUAAGGAGCUCCGAAAAGCAAGAAAUCAAAUAACACAGUUGGAAUCCUUGAAGCAGCUCCAUGAGAUUGCCUUCACAGAGCCAUUAGUUGCUUUCCAAGGAGAGACUGAAAAUAGAGCAAAAGUUGCCUCACCCAAGAGUCCAACUGCUGCGCUCAACGAGAGCCUGGUAGAGUGUCCCAAGUGCAAUGUUCAGUAUCCGGCCACAGAGCACCGCGACCUGCUUGUUCAUGUUGAGUACUGUUCAAAGUAGCAAAAUGAUGCUUCUCUGUGCCAGAAAUACAAAAUAUUGUACCUGAUGUUGGCUUAAGGACACUCGGAAUUACGUAUCUCACCUCUUGGAUGAGAAACUGCCUGUCUGCCUUUGGCAUACUGGCAUUCGAGUGAAGCAUUGUGGGUUUUUUCUUUGGGCUGCUUUGCUUUUUCCUGGCAGUGAUACCUCCCUGAAGUGGUUCCUCUUCGGGCCGUGAUGACAGAAUGUGAGUAGUGUGUCCUAAGACUUCUGAUGUUUUGCACUGUUAAAGUACUUGAUGAAGAAAAAGUUAGUUCAGCUUAUUGCUUGUGGCUUAAAUCUGUUGCACCAGAAGGAAAAUAUUUUAUGUUUUGUGCGUCUUAAAAAGUCAAAGCUAAUUAACCCAGGUUCUUACUGUGUUAGCAUUUUUAAUCCAAGCACUUAGUAGUAAAUCUGCAGUUCUGAUUUUGAUGUCCUCUGUUAAAAGGAAGUGAUACUGUUUUCAUUUUGUUUUCCUUACAGUUGUAGAACGGUUAUUAGAAAAGAUGGAAAUUUCCUUGAUCUUUGUUGCUGCUUGCUGUUGAAACUGUAAACCCAACUGUGUUCUAAGACAAAGAAGAUACUGUUUAGGAAUGCUCUUAAGUAGCCACACACAAUGUUUUCUUGCAUGUUACCUGGCUGUAACUUUAACUUGAAUUUCAUUAGAACAGGUUGGUUAGCUAAAAUUGUUAAAAUGAGUUUUAACAAAGCCAUCUAGCCUUUUCAUUUGAUUUGCAGGUAUUUUAUUUAUUAUCAUUUUGGCACUCUUAAAGCUGGGUGGUGUAAUUACCAGAUAUUUAUCUGAAUAGAUAUUUUUAUACAUGCUGUGUAAACCAAAAUUUUUUUAUUCCUUCAGGUUUUCUAA